AUGCAUAUUUUUAACCUCGAUGCUGUACAGUCCGAUGAUUCCAAAAUCUGCGUUGUGAUGGUGGGCCUGCCGGCCCGCGGCAAGAGUCUCAUUGCCGGGAAGGCAAUGCGGUACCUCGCCUGGGUCGGCAUCCCCGCCAAAGUCUUCAAUGUAGGCACCUACCGUCGCAGCAACACCCCCCAGCCCCAGGCGACCUUCUUCGACCCGCAUAAUGAGGAGGGCGAGCGGAUGCGCCGAGCAGCGGCGGAGUCGGCUGUGAGUGAUAUGAUCAAUUGGUUCCAUGAUCCGACGAAAAAGGGCGUCGUGGCUAUCCUCGAUGCGACCAAUUCUACCAGGGAGCGCCGGAAGUGGAUCUACGAGAAGUGCCGGGACGCCGAUAUCGAGACCCUCUUUGUCGAGUCGAUCUGUGACGAUGAGGAUCUCAUCAUGACCAACAUUCUCGAGGUCAAGACUACCUCCCCAGACUACAAGGGUCAGGACCCGGAGCUCGCUGCUCUCGACUUCCGCAAGCGUAUCCGCAACUACGAGAAGGCGUACGAGACCAUCGACGACAAUGAAAAGAACUAUCCCUACGUCAAGCUCAUCAACGUGGGCUCGACGGUCAUUAUCAACCAGAUCAAGGAUUAUCUGUCCAGUCGCUUGGUGUACUACAUCCAGAACCUGCACAUCAAGCCCCGCUCCAUCUGGCUGUCACGACACGGUGAAUCCGAGUACAACCUAACCGGAAAGAUCGGCGGAGACUCCAACAUCUCCGAGCGCGGCGAGGCCUACGCCCGCGCCCUCCCCGAUCUAAUGCGCAAAUCCGGAAUUCCCCCAAACACAAAGAUCGUCAUCUGGACCUCGACCCUGAAACGCACUAUCCAGACAGCCCGCCACCUGAAAUCUGAAACAGGCUUUGAAAAGCUAGAAUGGAAAGCCCUCGAUGAACUCGACUCUGGCGUCUGCGACGGCCUCACCUACGAACAAAUCGCAGAGAAAUACCCUGACGACUUCAAAGCCCGCGACGACGACAAAUACAACUACCGCUACCGCGGUGGCGAGUCCUACCGCGACGUCGUCAUCCGUCUGGAACCGAUCAUCAUGGAGCUGGAGCGCAGCGAGAACGUGAUCAUCGUCACCCACCAAGCUGUCCUACGCUGUAUCUAUGCAUAUUUCAUGAACGUGCCGCAGGAACAGACUUACCCCCGCGCGUAUGGAACGGAGGAGAAGCGCUUCAAGGCGGAUAUUCCGGCUGUUUCGACGUGGAGGGGGAAGGGUACUUCGGCUAAGCAUCAGGAGUUCCCGGCUGAUGGGAAGGAGAAGGAGGCGCAUUGA
Penicillium argentinense is the source of this 1314-nucleotide messenger RNA. Its product is annotated as bifunctional nucleoside/nucleotide kinase/histidine phosphatase family protein. The transcript has 4 exons. Lineage: Eukaryota; Fungi; Ascomycota; Eurotiomycetes; Eurotiales; Aspergillaceae. The record is from RefSeq and is a predicted model, not a curated record. Gene Ontology annotation, molecular function: 6-phosphofructo-2-kinase activity; fructose-2,6-bisphosphate 2-phosphatase activity; ATP binding. Gene Ontology annotation, biological process: fructose 2,6-bisphosphate metabolic process; fructose metabolic process. Gene Ontology annotation, cellular component: cytosol. The coding region runs from base 1 to 1314 and encodes 437 amino acids.